UCACUAGAGAUCACCCUUGGAAUUGUCCAAUUGGAUUUGUUUACCUUUCGCCCGUUUAAGAAUUUCUUUUCGGUGGUUUUUCGCGUGGUAAAGUGGCUGUUUUGAUUGAAUUGAUUGUGCGAAGGAUUGAGACGGAGCGACCGUAGUUUUGCCGGAGGUGGACCCGGAAGUGAGGUAGAGGGAAGGAAGAACGAAGGAAGGAAAGGUUGAAAACGAACAACGAUUCACAACGAUAUUUUCCUACGGGCGAAGGCGGUGAUAAAAGCGCAACAUUCAACAAAUUCCCCAUGCUGGCCAUGUAGUACAGUGAACUAUCCAUAACAGCAACGACCUAACGAACAGCAACACCGAGGUGCCCUUAGACAAUCUAUUCGUACAAGAGAAACACCAAACUCAACUAACAACAAAUUGAAAUUGAUAACUGCCGAUUUUUGAACUGACAAUAAAACUAAGCGAAACAGCAACAACAAGGAACCAAAACCACAUACCAAAAAAAAAACAAAGAUAACAACCAACCAAUCACGGGAUUUGAACGUAGUGAAAGAUACAUCAACACAGGAAACACAGAAAAACAAAGAAAAAAUGGGACGCAAGGUGACCGUAGCGGUGUCCACAUUGAAUCAAUGGGCAUUGGACUUUGAGGGUAACAUGGUGAGGAUACUGCAGUCCAUUCUGGAGGCCAAGGACAUGGGCGCCAGCUAUCGCACGGGACCGGAGCUGGAAGUUUGUGGCUACAGCUGCGAGGACCACUUUCGUGAGCCGGACACAUUCCUGCACUCGUGGGAAGUGCUGCUGGAGGUGAUGAUGUCGCCCAUGUGUGAAAAUAUGCUGGUGGACGUGGGCAUGCCGGUGAUGCAUCGCAAUGUGGCCUACAAUUGUCGGGUGGCGUUCUUUAAUCGCCAGAUUCUGCUCAUCCGGCCCAAGAUGGCCAUGUGCGACGAUGGCAAUUAUAGGGAGUCGCGAUGGUUUACCGCCUGGACGAAAGCCCUACAAACGGAGGAGUAUGUGCUGCCGCGAAUGAUUGCCCAGCAUACGGGUCAGCAGACGGUUCCCUUUGGCGAUGCAGUGAUAGCCACGAGGGAUACCUGUUUGGGCUACGAGAUCUGCGAAGAGCUGUGGAAUGUGCGCAGCAAGCACAUCGAGAUGUCGUUGGCCGGUGUGGAGCUGAUAGUGAACAGCUCCGGCAGCUAUAUGGAAUUGCGAAAGGCGCAUAUCACCAGCGAUCUCAUUCGGAAUGCCAGCUUCAAGGCCGGCGGAGCCUAUCUCUUUAGCAAUCUUCGAGGUUGCGAUGGUCAGCGAGUGUACUUCAAUGGUUGCUCGGCCAUAGCCUUGAAUGGUGAGAUCCUGGCGCGCAGUCAGCAGUUCGCACUGCAGGAUGUGGAGGUCACGCUGGCCACCAUCGAUCUGGAGGAGAUACGUGCCUAUCGUGUUAGCCUGAGAUCACGCUGCACGGCUGCUGCAUCGGCAGCGGAGUAUCCAAGGAUCCAUUGUGACUUUGAGAUGUCCACGCACAGUGACAUAUUCAAGACGUCGACGCCUCCUCUGAAUUGGCCAAUGCACACGCCUGAGGAGGAGAUUGCCCUGGGACCGGCCUGUUGGCUAUGGGAUUAUCUGAGGAGAUCCGGUCAAGGGGGAUUUUUCCUGCCCCUAAGCGGUGGUGUCGAUUCGAGUAGCUCGGCCACAAUAGUGCACUCCAUGUGCCGGCAAAUCGUGCAGGCUGUCCAGCAAGGCGACGCCCAGGUGCUUCACGAUAUCCGACAGCUUCUGGCCGACUCGGACUAUACACCGGAUAAUGCCGCCGGAUUGUGCAAUCGAUUGCUGGUCACCUGCUAUAUGGGCAGUGUUAAUAGCAGCAAGGAAACCCGUCGACGGGCAGCCCAAUUGGCCAAUCAACUGGGCAGUUACCACAUCGAGAUUAGCAUUGAUUCGGCGGUGAAUGCACUAUUGAGCAUAUUCAAUGCCGUCACUGGUUUAACGCCACGUUUCCGUACCCAGGGUGGAUGUGCUCGACAGAAUCUGGCAUUGCAGAAUAUGCAAUCGAGGAUACGCAUGGUCCUGGCCUACAUCUUUGCCCAGUUGACGUUGUGGGUAAGAAACAGGCCCGGUGGCUUGCUCGUCCUGGGCUCGGCCAAUGUGGAUGAAUCGCUGCGCGGUUAUCUCACCAAAUAUGACUGCUCCUCGGCGGACAUUAAUCCUAUUGGUGGGAUCUCCAAAAUGGAUCUACGCAGGUUUCUGACCUAUGCCAAGGAUAAAUUCAACCUGCCCGUGUUGGAGUCCAUUAUCGAUGCCCCGCCCACCGCCGAGCUGGAACCGCUGCAGGAGAACGGGGAGCUGCAGCAGACGGACGAGGCGGACAUGGGAAUGACCUAUGCGGAGCUCUCCCAGUUCGGUCGCCUGCGCAAACAGUCAUUUUGCGGACCCUACAGCAUGUUUUGCCACCUUGUUGCCACCUGGAAGAGCGACCUUAGUCCCAAGGAGGUGGCCGAAAAGGUGAAGCACUUCUUCCUUUGCUACGCCAUUAAUCGGCACAAGAUGACCGUACUGACGCCGUCAGUGCACGCGGAGAGCUACAGUCCCGAUGAUAAUCGGUUCGAUCAUCGCCCCUUCUUGUAUCGACCCAACUGGAGCUGGCAGUUCAAGGCCAUUGACGACGAGGCGGAGAAACUGCAACCGAUCUACACACCAUCUUCGGCUCAAUUGCGCCCCAGCAGCGAGGACCUGUUGAUCUCCACACAGAGAUCCUCCCACCUGGACGACUCCAAGCAUUCGUCUCCGUUGUCCUCGGCCUCGGCGUCCGCAUCGAUUGACGUGGGCAUUUCAACGGCAGCGGUUCCGUUGCCCGGUGCAGCUGCCCCAGGCGGUCUCUCCAAGAAGCCCAGUGGUUACUCAAAGGUGCACGUCAAUGUGCUUGGCAAGAUCAAGGAUCGCACCGGUAUUCCCGUCUAGGAACGCGAUACUCGCAACGCACUGGAUUUAUAUAUAUUAUAUACAGCAUUUUUUUUUAGCACAGCUUAAUGACCUUUUGCUGCCACUUGAAAUUUGUUGCAAUUAGGUAUCGGCUAUCUUUUGCAACUAUGUGCCUUCUAUUGCUCGUAAAAGUGUUUCCUUAAAAAUAUCAGUCCUGUUCUAGUUACAUAUAUGGUCAUUAAAUAAAUUUACCUACAAAGAAAAUCCUAAACUUAAUUAGUAUGUGCUUAUCCGUUUAAUUGUUGAUAGUUUUAUACAAACCUUUGUAAUUUACAUGAUAUUUCUGUUUAAUCUGUUUAAAAUGCAAUCUAUAACUGCUAUUAAGACUACUAUUACAAAUUUGUCAUAUCUAGCAAUUGGGAGUAUGAAUAGUAGCUUUACUAUGCGGCAGCAAAAGGCAUUAUCCUGUACGUAUACAGAAUUGGAAUGAAUACAUAUGCGUAGGCCUAGGCGUAGAGAUUCAUAUUUUGUUCAGAUCCUUUUCUAGGUAGUCAGCCUUUGUAGAGUCCUUUGCAGUUUGCCUUAUCUAAAAGUGAUUAAUCUUGUCUAAUGCUCAAGCUAAACUAACUGGACAAACAGUUCGUCCGCCUGUCCAAACAAUUUGUACAACAAUCUUAUUAAAGUAUCAAUUAGGCGAUCCUUCAUCCACACAUAUAAUCGUAUAAAUCAUCUGAAUUUACAUAUUAAAGAUAUUACUUGUUGUGUUAUUGGUUGUGUACGGUGCGGCUUAAACUGACAUUAAUAAACUGAUUGUUUUACCUGAUUUUUUAAGACAUCAAAUUAUUUAUAAUGAUCAAAUAUAUACACACCGUAUUUAAAAAUUAUCAAUUAUAUGUAACCCAAUUGGGGGAAAAAAUACUUUAAUGUUUUAAUGUUCCAAAAGUUGCACUUUUAAAAACGCACUGUAUGUUUAUUAAUAAGAUGAAUUUGUUGAUCAUAAGACAAUUUCUCAAUCCUAAUGCAAACCAUAUUAUACAAAACCAAUUAGGAAGGUCAAUUAUACACAUAUGUUGUGGGCAAUUUAAGCCCGAGAAAAACAUUACAACUAUUCGCUUAAAAUUUCCUAUAAGCAUCUAAACCAUUUGAAAAAAAAUUCUAGCAAAAACUUACUAUAGCUAAACUUUUGUUGAUUUAACAUAUUGCACCCAUAAGAGCAAUUCAAAUUGUAUUUCCUUUCUGAAUUGUAAAUUAUAUUUUAUGUAUGAACGUAAGACCAAUGUAGCUAAUGCUAAUUCCCAAUCUUUGAAAACACUUCCUUGGGAAAUGGGCAUUACUUUUUUUUUUUGUUCUUUUUUGUUGGUAGUCAAGCAUGUAGAUUUAUAGCACAUUGUGAAUUUGAACACUCGCAUCAGAUCGAUUUAAUGGAACACUGAUUAUACACUUCUGUAGAAGGAAAUAUAUAUACACC
Drosophila melanogaster (fruit fly) is the source of this 4375-nucleotide messenger RNA. It is a transcript of the gene Nadsyn, whose product is annotated as NAD synthetase. Bases 583 to 2946 code for a protein of 787 amino acids. The record is from RefSeq and is marked reviewed. Lineage: Eukaryota; Metazoa; Arthropoda; Insecta; Diptera; Drosophilidae. Gene Ontology annotation, molecular function: hydrolase activity; ATP binding; NAD+ synthase (glutamine-hydrolyzing) activity. Gene Ontology annotation, biological process: NAD+ biosynthetic process. The transcript has 6 exons. Gene Ontology annotation, cellular component: cytoplasm.